Messenger RNA from Phytophthora sojae, 1347 nucleotides. RefSeq lists its product as hypothetical. Lineage: Eukaryota; Oomycota; Peronosporomycetes; Peronosporales; Peronosporaceae. The coding region runs from base 1 to 1347 and encodes 448 amino acids. Gene Ontology annotation, cellular component: U2-type catalytic step 1 spliceosome; U2-type catalytic step 2 spliceosome; Prp19 complex. The record is from RefSeq and is a predicted model, not a curated record. The transcript has a single exon. Gene Ontology annotation, molecular function: pre-mRNA binding; U6 snRNA binding; metal ion binding.
AUGAGCAGCAGCGGCGAGCUCCCACGCGCGCUCACGGCGGUCGGCACCCUCGGCGACGUGGGCGCGGCGUACGCCGUGUACGAGAAGAACUGGGUGUGCGCGGACUGCAGCCACGAGAACUACGCGCGGCGCAAGCGCUGCUUCCGCUGCCGCGCGCCCAAAGUGGAGCGCCCCGACGCGCUGGUGGUGGACAGCGCCGGCGACCAGCACGCGUGGCGCGAGGCGCUGGACCCGGUGUCCAACAAGAUCUACUACUACAACACGCAGACCAACGCGACGCAGUGGGAGCGGCCCGCCGAGAUGGGCGCGGCGCCGCACGCCACGGGCUGGUUCGGGCGCGGCAAGGCCGGCGCGGAGGAGGGCGACCGCUACGAGCGGCUCAACGCCGUGUUCCUGAGCCGCCCGGCGCGCAAGCAGCUGGACGCCAUGCCCACGGCCAACUCGCAGCUGGAGGGCGCGUACGAGUACAACAUUUGGUACGACAAGUACGUCGGGGACCACUGGAGCGACGCGCGCGGCAAGGAGCCGGCCACCACGCGCUGCCACCUCGAGCAGGACGCCGGCAAGACCAAGGCCGACGUGGUGAGCAAGGCCAACCGCUACUUCUGCGUGCACUUCGCGCGCGGCAUGUGCGCGCGCGGCGCCGAGUGCAGCUACUACCACCGCCUGCCGUCCGCGGCGGACGAGACGCGCAUCGGCAUGAUGCACGACUGCUUCGGCCGCGAGCGCCACGCCACGGACAGAGACGACAUGGCUGGUGUCGGCAACUUCACGCGCAACUCGAGGACGCUCUACGUGGGGGGACUGAAGAGCGCCAGCGGGCGGGAGGCCGUCAAGGAGCAGGAGGACGCGCUCUAUAAGCAGUUCGGCGAGUGGGGCGAGGUGGAGAACAUCAACGUGAUCCACCGCAAGUCCAUCUGCUUUGUGCGGUACCGUCACCGCACUAGCGCCGAGUUCGCCAAGGAAGCCAUGACCAAUCAGGCGCUGCAGAGUGACGAGGUGCUCAAUGUACGCUGGGCGUUCGACGACCCGAACCCCGUCGCCAAGCAGGCCGGCGAGCGCGCAGACAGAGACGCUAUUGUUGCAAUGAUGCAGGCAAAGGGCGCAACGACCGGGGAAGACGCAGCGUUCGACUACCCCGAGCAGUACCAGAUGCCGGCGACCAAGCGCCAGCGGAUCGAAGGCGACACGGUGGCGUCAUACCCCGACACGGACACGCAUUUCGUCGCCGGUAAGGACUCUGCUACUGCAUCGGAAGACGCUCUGUAUGCACAGCUGAGCUACGCCGACCCUAAUGGAGAAGUCUCGACGGACCAGCCAGAGGGAGACGCAGACAACCAGGAGUAG